AGGCGAGGUCAGCUUAGGUCACACACACUCGCUUCCUCUCGUAGGUCAAAGUUCGCUCUCCAGGAUGAUUAAAUACAUCUUCACACUCGCCUGCGUCUGGGCGUCGUCCCUGGGAGCCCCUGACGUCGGCUCCCUCAGCCAAGCCUACAUCCCCCCCAAGCUCACCCCCUCCCCGCUCCCCCUGGCUCCCUCCUCCCCCAAGCCCAUGCAGGACAUGAACGACCUCCCCGUCUGCUUCCCGAAGACGCACUUCGUCACCCUCACCUCCACCCAGGUCGUACCUUCGCUCGUCUACAACACCCGGACCCUGCUCGUCCCUACGACGGUGUCUCAGGACGUCACCAAAUGGAACGUCUGGACAUCAACUGAAUUCGUGACGCAGACCCUGACGGCCUAGCUCCUGACGGCGACCAAGUACGUCACUCAAGCCCAGUUCUUCACGGAGACAAGUUACGUUACCAGCACCGAGUCAAAGUUCUUUACAGAAACUUUGGUGGCCACGGACUUCACCACCAAGACGCUGCCGGUAACCACGUACGAUACCUUUACAUCCACUUACUAUUCCACCAAGAUCCACAGGCAUACUGAUUUCGUCACGACCACACAGUACAAACACGUGACGCAAACCGAGCGUCACCCCCACUACCUCACCCAGACUCUGACGUCACAGUACCGCGUCUACGAGACCGUCACCCAGACCGUGACGCAGAACGAAUACGUCACGGAAACGUCACUCCACUUCCAGACCAAUUACAUCUCCAAGUGCUCGCCCAAGGCCCAGCCCACGCAUUACGGGGGCUAUGGUUACUAGGCUAUCUGGGCUACGGGGCUAAAAUAGGACUAUGAGGCUCAGUUGGACUACGGGGUUUGCGAGUUUGGUUUGGCUGCGGGCCUACGAGACUCGUUGGGUUCGUAGAUAAUGGGUGUUUCUGAGGCUACGAGGCUGGUUAGACUACGAGGCUAGCCUAAUUGGUUGUGAGGCUAACUAGGCUACGAAGCUACUAGGACCUGUAGGUUACGAUGCUACUAAGCCAAUUAGGCUACUUGGCUACGGGCCUCAGAAGCUCCAUGUAGGCUUUUCUAAAUGAUGACGACGAUAAACUUGAUAAACUUCUCUGUUGCGACAACGUUAAAGACGCCACUUUGGUUAAGAUGCCCUGAUGCUCGUGUUCUCCGUUUUCUUUGAUGACGAAGAUGCGUUGAUGUUUGUGUUUCCCGUUUUCUUUGACGAGGAAGAUGCGUUGAUGUUCGUGUUUCCCGUUUUCUUUGACGACGAAGAGAGAGAGAGAGAAGAAUGAUGGACGUCGAUUUAAUUCACAAUUCUUCUUGUCUUUUCACA
This is a messenger RNA of Penaeus monodon (black tiger shrimp), 1339 nucleotides long. RefSeq lists its product as uncharacterized. NCBI's taxonomy places the organism in Eukaryota, Metazoa, Arthropoda, Malacostraca, Decapoda, Penaeidae. The record is from RefSeq and is a predicted model, not a curated record.